AAGCGCAUUAAGCACUGUAGCUACACGACAGUUGAAUAAAAAGGCUGUAAACUCUAAUCAGUGCUGUCAAUUUACAUUUGGAUGUAUUCUAUACUUCUCUCUGUGUUCGCCUGUUUAUCGACAUGUUAUUGUUUGGUAGCAAAAGCUGAGAAUCGGGACCAUUGUCUUCUUCUGAAGCAGUGGCUUGAAUCCUCAUCAGUGGCAGUGGAGCUCAGCAAAAAGGGUUUUCACAGGGAGGUGAUUACCACAGUGGAGCUCAAACCUGAUGUGCUCAGCGAUGUCAGAGUUUUGCUGGUUCAUCGAUGGCCCAGAGGCGUCUAUGUUGAUCCAUAUCAACUCGCAUCGCUGAGUGAUCAACAUGAUUGGAAAAUUUUACUAGAUUCAGCCAUUGACCUGGAGCUUCCUGCUCACAAGACAUCAGGAUUUGUCACCUAUGUGUACCCCUCCCACAUUGGACCAACUCCCAGACCGCUGAAAGUAACAAUUCCAGUACAUGGGCGCUAUCACGAGCCUUCUUUUGUUGGGAAAACAUUUACAUCUGUAGACGUAGAAUCUCCAGAGCUGCUGCUGUGGACCGAAAAAUGCACGCAGCUCAGCAGCUUACAGCCUCAUGCUGCGGUGGACGCCCCGUGCACUGUCAGCAAUUCAAGCACUUGUCAGUGGGUUAAAAUCCAGCACCAGCAGGAGCUCAGCCCUUUGAGCUUCCAGUUUCCAGUUGGUGAUGCGUCCUUGGUGGCGCCUGUAUGCGGAGGAACUCUUCUGGUCACGAUGUCGUGCUGUGCGGCGUUGUCCAGAUAUAUGUGGAAACAUCGAAUCAUUUAAACAGCAGCGGUCAACAGAACUUGUUCUGUCUGACAGCAGGAUCAUUCCCAAGGCACUGCCCAGGGCACGCAGGGAGAUGACACUUCCUGUUUUGCUCAAUUUAAAACACUUAGCUGAGGAAUGUGUGCUACCUCCAGUCACGUGUUAGGACAUCCUUUAUCUCAACAACAAUUUAAACAGCUAAUAAUGACUUGUUGAAUUUCUGUGCUUUGUCUGUUCUUUGGUAAUUUUAUCUUUGUUAACUAAAGACACGUGUUGACUGUUGAAACUGUAGAGUCACGCUGGUUGUUUGACACCCAGCCCUGCUGACAUUUCCUUUGUGAAAUUCUUUCUUUUGAUGAUGCAGAAUGCAGAUAAGACUGCUGUAAAUAAAACAUUUAUAGCCAAUGUUAA
Molecule: messenger RNA, 1215 nt
Organism: Stegastes partitus (bicolor damselfish)
Lineage: Eukaryota; Metazoa; Chordata; Actinopteri; Pomacentridae
Gene: pigx
Product: phosphatidylinositol glycan anchor biosynthesis, class X
Exons: 6
Coding region: 82-822 (246 amino acids)
Biological process (GO): GPI anchor biosynthetic process
Cellular component (GO): endoplasmic reticulum membrane
Source: RefSeq, a predicted model, not a curated record